Varroa destructor (honeybee mite) is the source of this 3065-nucleotide messenger RNA. RefSeq lists its product as uncharacterized. NCBI's taxonomy places the organism in Eukaryota, Metazoa, Arthropoda, Arachnida, Mesostigmata, Varroidae. The record is from RefSeq and is a predicted model, not a curated record.
CACGAUCGCCGUUGUUCUCGUCAAACGAAGCUUGUUUCACUCACUUUCGGCUGGCUCCCACCCUUACUGGUGAUUCGUUUUGAGUCUGGUUAAGAGGACCGCCGGGUAGUACAGUCUUUCAGAUACUUUUAGCUGGUUGCUCCGAACGGUGGCGGUCGUUAGCAGAUUUAGUGACUGAGAUUUCUUUAACUCGGCCCAGUGAAGCGCAAUGAUUCGACCUAACUAAGAGUUGUAAUCGCGCCUUUCGCUCAGAUUGGUUCGUCGCACUCCUGAUACGAGCAAGCCACUAGCCAAAUAGAUAUGGCGGACCAGAUUUCAAUGGUUGCACAUUACGUUGGUCAUCCCAAUGCGCACCCAGCUCUCCUUCCCGGGGAGCCUCCUUCUCCUGCGCCGGAGGCGUCUCGGCCGAUCCGGGUUGCUCCAUCCAUUACGGAUAUUCCGGCCUCAGCUGCUGCUGUUGCUGAUGCUUCGCCAGCUGCCCCGGCGACACUUUUAACGCCGACUGCGCCGAAACCAUCAGCAGUAGCUUCAGCUGCGUUAAUGGGUUCCUCGACGGUGGCCCACUGCGUAGGCCCUCUGACAGAACCAGCCGCAACUGGAGUAGCAAAGGAAACAGUUGCUAGGACGAAUUCGGUGCCACGGCCCGUAUUAACAUCGGUGCCUCACGCAGCCAAGCCUGAGGCUGAAUUAGGUGCUACACUUGCAGCUGAAACAUCGAAGGAACCGGCUGCUAAAACGGACCCUCUGCCUCCCCUGCCAAUGUCAGAGCCUCCCACCGCUGAACCGAGACCGGUCGAGGCACCUACUGCGGAUGUCGAGGCUCCUCCAGCUACACCUGCUACGGUUGCGCCUGCACCAGCAGUAGCCCCAGCUGUGGCUGCUCCAGCCGAAGUCCCAGCUGUGGCUGCUCCAGCCGAAGUCCCAGCUGUGGCUGCUCCAGCCGAAGUCCCAGCUGUGGCUGCUCCAGCCGAAGUCCCAGCUGUGGCUGCUCCAGCCGAAGUCCCAGCUGUGGCUGCUCCAGCCGAAGUCCCAGCUGUGGCUGCUCCAGCCGAAGUCCCAGCUGUGGCUGCUCCAGCCGAAGUCCCAGCUGUGGCUGCUCCAGCCGAAGUCCCAGCUGUGGCUGCUCCAGCCGAAGUCCCAGCUGUGGCUGCUCCAGCCGAAGUCCCAGCUGUGGCUGCUCCAGCCGAAGUCCCAGCUGUGGCUGCUCCAGCCGAAGUCCCAGCUGUGGCUGCUCCAGCCGAAGUCCCAGCUGUGGCUGCUCCAGCCGAAGUCCCAGCUGUGGCUGCUCCAGCCGGUCCCAGCUGUGCUGCUCCAGCCGAAGUCCCAGCUGUGCCAGCUCCAGCCGAAGCCCCAGCUGUGCCAGCUCCAGCCGAAGCCCCAACUGCGCCAGCUCCAGCCGAAGCCCCAACUGCGCCAGCUCCAGCCGAAGCCCCAACUGCGCCAGCUCCAGCCGAAGCCCCAACUGCGCCCGCUCCAGCCGAAGCCCCAACUGCGCCCGCUCCAGCCGAAGCUCCAACUGCGCCCGCUCCAGCCGAAGCUCCAACUGCGCCCGCUCCAGCCGAAGCUCCAACUGCGCCCGCUCCAGCCGAAGCUCCAACUGCGCCCGCUCCAGCCGAAGCUCCAACUGCGCCCGCUCCAGCCGAAGCUCCAACUGCGCCCGCUCCAGCCGAAGCUCCAACUGCGCCCGCUCCAGCCGAAGCUCCAACUGCGCCCGCUCCAGCCGAAGCUCCAACUGCGCCCGCUCCAGCCGAAGCUCCAACUGCGCCCGCUCCAGCCGAAGCUCCAACUGCGCCCGCUCCAGCCGAAGCUCCAACUGCGCCCGCUCCAGCCGAAGCUCCAACUGCGCCCGCUCCAGCCGAAGCUCCAACUGCGCCCGCUCCAGCCGAAGCUCCAACUGCGCCUGCUCCAGCCGAAGCUCCAACUGCGCCUGCUCCAACCGAAGUGCCACCUACGCCUGCUCCAACCGAAGUGCCACCUAGCGCUGCUUUAGUAGAGACCCCGGCUGCACCUAUGGAAACGCUCGCUACCCCAACGGAGAUUCCAGCCGCUCUUGUAGCUCCCUCAGCUGCAUCCACUCUAGCCGAAACCCGUGCUACCUCUACAGAGGCUUCCGCCCUGCCGGCUAUACCCUCUCAGACUCUUCCAGGGACUAUCGCUGCCCAGGAAGAAGGCUCUGCUACUCCUGUAGAGGCACUACCUAUCAUACCAGUGGCCCCUCCAUUGGUAGAAGCAGCCCUAGCAGCGCCGGUCGAGACGCCCGCAGAAGGACCUGCGGCGCCUGUGCAGGUUAACAACGCCUCUAAUGAAGCUCCGGCCGCUAGUCCGGUUGCUUCAAACGAGGCUUCCGCUAUUCUUGCACCGCCUGCGGAGACCCCGAUCACACCAGUCGAAGCACCCACGGUCCCUGCUCCGGCGUCGACCGACCUUUGUGUUGACGAGAUCCGGCCGUGUGAAUCCGUCCCCAUCCCAACGUGUGACGUGAAUUCAUUUCCUCCGCCACCACCAUGUGACGCCCCAGAACCUUGUAUCGAGGUUGAAGUCACCUCAGUUGAAGAGAUCACUGAGGAAAAAAGCGUUUGUAAGGAACCUCCGCCGGAGCUUGUCGACGCUACCGAAAAUAGCCACGUAGAAAACGAGAGCGGUGGUGACACGCAAGACAACACGCAAAAGAAAGAUGGAGGAUCAACUGAGUAUAGUAUACACUCCCGGGCGGUGCCCACUGUACCUACAGCUGAACAACCGGUCAAGCCAACAACUAAACUAGCUAAGACGUGCCUCGAUGGAGUCAAUCCCGACCAUCUGCCUCCAACGCCGGCGGAUUCGACUCCUGCAUCCGAUUCACCCGUUGAGUCGCCGGUUCCCGACCAUCGAAGCAAUGAAGACGUCAAACAACUGCCGUCCCCUCAGCUUGAGCAACAGGUGGUUCCUACUGAUUUGUAACUUCUGCUCGUGCACGGGUUCGUUGCAGAUCGGGCCUAAGCUGCCCAGCCGGGCACUGAGUCAUAGUAACUAAUCGUAGUAAUCUGAUCUAUAUUAUAAUAAAUCGUAGAUGAGGGUGAACGUAA